AUGGAAGCCAAACCAGGACCACCAGCUAUGGAACGAGUCGGGAGUCGUGGAAGCGUAUCCAGCUCGCCCUCUGGUCCUCCAAAGUUUGUCAUUGGAAUAUGUGCCAUGGACAGUAAAGCGAGAUCCAAACCCAUGCGCAACAUUUUAAACAUCUUGCUGCAAAAAGGAGAAUUCGAAAUGAUUGUCUUUGGUGAUAAAGUCAUUCUCGAUGAAGACGUUGAAAACUGGCCAUACUGUGACUUUCUCAUCUCCUUCUUCUCAACGGGCUUCCCACUCAACAAGGCAAUCGACUAUGUAAAGAAACGUAAACCAUACUGUGUGAACAACCUCCCCAUGCAACAACUCUUACUAGACAGACGUCUAGUCUUGAGCGUUCUCGACGCCAUCCACGUGCCAUCUCCACAACGCCUCACUGUAAACCGAGACAUACCCGCUGUAUCCAAGGACGUUAUUGAUCUAAUACGUAAAGUCACAGGCGCAGAUAUAUCUGCUAAUGCCUUCAAGUUCAAUGAGGCUGUUAAAGUCGAUGUGGAUACCAUAGAGGUUAAUGGUGUGAGAUUGACUAAACCGUUUGUGGAGAAGCCUGUAUCUGGUGAAGAUCAUAAUAUCUAUAUCUAUUAUCCGCAGUCUGCUGGUGGUGGUUGUAGGAGGCUGUUCAGGAAGAUCGGGAACAAGUCAAGUGAUUUUGAUUCAAACUUGACUGAUAUACGCCAGGAAGGAUCUUAUAUAUAUGAGAAAUUUGUCAGUGUCGACAAUGCUGAAGAUGUCAAGGUCUACACGAUUGGUGAUAGCUAUGUGCAUGCAGAGACUCGCAAGUCACCAGUAGUAGAUGGUGUCGUAAGCCGGACACCAGAAGGAAAAGAAAUCCGAUACAUCACCCCCCUCUCACCAGAAGAGCAAGACAUGGCUCGUCGAAUCACCAAAGCAUUCAGACAAUCGGUCUGUGGAUUCGACCUACUACGAGCCAACGGCAAAUCAUAUUGUAUAGAUGUCAAUGGAUGGUCGUUCGUCAAGGGCAAUCAGGUCUAUUACGAGAACUGUGCUAAUAUUAUGCGAAACUCGUUUUUCGAAGCUUCGAAACGACGACGUUUCGUACUAGAUCGGAAUAAUGGUGUCGAGUCUCAGUGGCAGUUGAAGGCUUCACUUACUGUUAUGAGACAUGGUGAUCGGACGCCAAAGCAGAAGAUGAAGUUCUCUUUCAAAAGCAAACCCUUUGUGGCGUUACUUAAUGGUGGCGACGAUGAAGUCGUCUUAAAGAAACCAGAACAAGUGAGACGAGUUCGAGACGCUUGCUAUGAAGCUAUAGAGCAGAACGCGGAAGAUCCCGUCGCUCUGGAACAGAUGAGAGGGGUACUGGAAGCUAAAGGUGACUUGCCAGAGACCAAGGUGCAAAUACGCCCAACAUACAACAAAUCAGACAAGACAAUCCUAGAUAAACUCCAGCUCAUUGUGAAAUGGGGAGGAGAAUUCACUCACGGAGGCCAACUACAAUCUCAGGACCUAGCCGAAAACUACCGCAAAGACCUCCUCAUUAUAAACCGCUCCCUCCUCGACGACGUAAAGAUGUACUCGUCCUCUGAGCGUCGAGUUCUCUCAACAGCCUCUAUCUUCUCGAAAGCCUUCCUUGCCUUAGAAUCCGAAUCAGCAAUCCCAGCAGACCUAAUUACCAUCUCCAAGGAAAUGCUGGACGACUCAAAUGCUGCCAAGGAGCAAAUGGACGCUGUAAAGCUACGAUUGCAAGCUAUCUUAAAUCGUCAAGAGGACUAUACGUUUGCUCCAUCACCUGCAUUAGACUCGUCACGAGAUACGAGUGCGGGUGUAAACAGGAAUUAUGAUUUCUUUGGACCGCCGAGAGCGUUGGGUGAUCCUGCAGAUUUGGUGGAUGAGGUUAUCGAGUUGAUGGGAAAGCUCAGGGUGAUUAUGAAUGAUAAUUAUAAGGAAAAGGAUGUGGCGGGUAUUGCAUCCAAGUGGUGUUGUUUUGAGAAUCCUACUUUGUUCAAGGAACGCUGGGAGCGUCUUUUCCGAGACUUUUGUGAUGUGCAGAGACUGUCGUUUGAUCCGUCCAAGGUCUCGGAACUGUACGAUUCCCUCAAAUAUGACCUGCUGCAUAAUUUGACGUUCUGUGAUGGCAUAUUCACAUCCGAGGCUGACGGCCGAGAAGUCUUACGAGCCCUGUAUGCCAAGUCUAAAGUCUUGUUUGACUUUGUUGGACCUCAAGAGUAUGGUAUUGGGGCACGCGAAAAGCUGGAGAUUGGAAACCUCCAUUCGCACGACCUUCUACGCCAACUACGAGAUGACUUGCAAGCUGCAAGUUCAUCAACGAGUCCAUUAACUCGGAUCUACUUCACCAAGGAAUCGAAAGUCAUCACGUUGCUAAAUAUCGUGUUGCUGUGUGGACUGCCUACAAAGAUGACUGGCUUUGAGGUUGAUAACGAAUUGGAUUAUUUAACGCAAAUCACGUUCGAACUUUACGAAAGUGUACGAGGAAAUGGCAGUGAGGACUUUGAUUCACGAGAGCACUCAUUGAGAAUUGGAUUCAGUCAAGGUGCUCAUGAUCCAAACCUGGUGGAUUUGAGAUUGGAUGAUCGGCAUUCAAUUACUAUUCCUUUCCGAUCACAUUGGACUAGAUGA
This is a messenger RNA of Synchytrium microbalum, 2631 nucleotides long. RefSeq lists its product as uncharacterized. The transcript is spliced from 14 exons. The record is from RefSeq and is a predicted model, not a curated record. The coding region runs from base 1 to 2631 and encodes 876 amino acids. Gene Ontology annotation, biological process: inositol phosphate biosynthetic process; inositol metabolic process. Lineage: Eukaryota; Fungi; Chytridiomycota; Chytridiomycetes; Synchytriales; Synchytriaceae. Gene Ontology annotation, molecular function: diphosphoinositol pentakisphosphate kinase activity; inositol hexakisphosphate kinase activity; 5-diphosphoinositol pentakisphosphate 1-kinase activity. Gene Ontology annotation, cellular component: cytosol.